AACAGCGGGAGUAGUGACGACACCGCCGUGUGGAGUAUACACGCGCGAGAUCUUCUGUAUAAAAUUUGUGUACUUACAGAACAAUUGGCGAAUGGUAUGAUUUGGGGCAGUAAUGAUUCCUCGAUGGGGCCCACUUUUACUUGAAUAGUAAAUGUUUGGUGAAACACAAAAUUUCGACCAAGGCGUAAUCCGUGUGAAAAUCCAACUGUGAAUGCGGGAAAUGUCGAGGAUGCCGCCACCUCCCGCGCACCUCCAGAUGCCCCUCGGGGAAGGCAGCGACCCAGAGUUCUCUGACGACGAAAAUGUUCCACUCAGCCAGGAUAUCUACGGCGGCAGCCGGCGGUCCGUGCAGGAGACGAAGGCCUGGGAUGUGUUCCGGACCUUGCCGCCCUCUACCAGCUCCCUUUCUCAAGAUAGUCAAAAAUUUCUCGAGCUGACCAUCAAAUGUCUUAAGGUGUUCACGUACCUCCUCACCUUCGGGGUGGUGUUGACGUCUGGAGUCAUCACGAAGGGGCUCGUCCUACUCAUGACAUCACAGCUCAGGAAAGCCAAGACACUCUCCUACUGCGGCAAGAGACGAAGCGGUUUGUUUUCACCAGAAAAAGACUACCGGGCGACACUACCAGACGAGGAAAAUGUGGUAUGGGCUUGGAUGCUGUUCUUCUGUUUUAUUGUUCCUGAGCUGGGGACUUGGUUCCGCUCCACCCGAAUGUGUGUGUUCAAGUCUUGGAAGAGGCCACCAUUUGGUGACAUGUUGUGGGUGUUGGUCUUUGAAACUCUGCACACCAUCGGAACUGCCCUUCUCAUCUUCCUUGUGCUGCCUGACCUGGAUGUCAUCAAGGGUGCCAUGUUGACUAAUUGUGUGGCUUUCAUACCUGGACUGUUUGGGCUCCUGUCACGCACAAGGAAGGAAUCUCAUGUUGCACUUAAGGUGAUGAUGGACCUACUAGCUCUAGCAUGUCAGCUCACUGGUUUUGUGGUGUGGCCAAUUGUGGAGUACAACAAAAACCCAGAUGUCUGGCGCAUCUGGCUUAUUCCCCCAGCAAUAUUCCUCACAUCUUUCGGCUGGUGGGAAAACUACGUAGACAAAAAUUCCAAAUUCAGCACCAUCAAAUACUUUGGUAGAAUCAAAGAGAGGCUCUGGAAGACACGAUAUUUCUGUUACAUAUUUGUCUCUCUGUGGAAGAUCCUGAUAUUCUUCGCAGUAAUGGUGUUGUCCAUGGGAACUCGACUUGACAACUUUAGCACUGUCUUUGAUCUUCGCACAGCCUUCAGCUCUCACAGCAUCAAUGUGACAGAGGUGCGAGAGCGGUUACCAGGCUUGUUGGUGCCUGAUUCCUCCACAGUGGCACCUUUAGAGCACACGCAGCCAAUCCCAUCUCAGCAGGGCACCCCCAUUUAUGUAUUCCUCAUCCAGGUGUUCACUGCUUGGCUCUGCUAUAUAUUUGGCAAAUUUGCAUGCAAGAUUUGCAUUCAAGGCUUCAGCUUUGCCUUUCCCAUCAACUUGACCAUCCCAGUCUCCAUCUCUCUGCUUAUCACGGCUUGUGGCCUAAGGUUUGACCAUGCCUGUUCCUUCCAAGUCAUUCCUGAGUACCUCUUUUGGGAAUGCAAGAAUGGUGACAUCCUCAAUGAUUUCCUCAACAAUGAUUAUGCCUGGGUAUGGCUCUUCUGGCUGCUCUCCCAGACUUGGAUCACUUUACAUAUCUGGACUCCUAAGUGUGAGCGUCUGGCAUCCACAGAGAAGCUUUUUGUUACACCAAUGUACAACUCACUCUUAAUUGAUCAGUCAAUAGCUCUCAAUCGGAGACGGGAUGAUGAGGGUGAUGUAAAGACCGAGGAUCUCAAUCUUGGUGCUGAUGAUCACGAGAAUGAGGUGUCACAGUAUUAUGAGACCAUCUCCAUCCACACUGACUCGUCCAAUAACAAUGCCUCCAAGAUCAAAUCCUCUGAUCAGAUCACCCGGAUCUAUGCUACUGCAACCAUGUGGCACGAGAAUGAGGAGGAAAUGAUAGAGAUGUUGAAGUCUAUCUUGAGGAUGGAUGAAGACCAGUCUGCACGUCGUGUAGCUCAAAAAUACCUGAAGAUUGUAGAUCUUGACUAUUAUGAGUUUGAAACUCACAUCUUCUUUGAUGAUGCCUUUGAAAUCUCUGAUGACAAUGAGGAUGAGAAUGUGGUGAACCAGUUUGUGAAGCUUCUGGUGAACUUAAUGGAUGAUGCUGCCACGCAUGUCCAUCAGACAAACAUCCGAAUCCGUCCACCUAAGAAGUACCCUGCACCAUAUGGCGGUCGCCUAGUGUGGACCUUACCCGGGAAGACUAAGAUUGUGGCUCACUUGAAGGAUAAAGGCAAGAUCAGGCACAAGAAACGGUGGUCUCAGGUGAUGUACAUGUACUAUCUGCUGGGAUUCAAGCUAAUGGACCAACCCAUCUCGGUAGACAGGAAAGAAGUGAUUGCAGAAAACACUUUUCUUCUCACUCUUGAUGGAGAUAUUGACUUCACUCCUAGUGCUGUGGCUCUCUUGGUAGAUCUCAUGAAGAAGAAUACUAACUUGGGUGCUGCAUGUGGCCGUAUCCAUCCUGUGGGCUCAGGUUUGAUGAUCUGGUAUCAAAUGUUUGAAUAUGCCAUUGGUCAUUGGCUACAGAAAUCAACAGAGCACAUGAUUGGUUGUGUAUUGUGUAGUCCUGGCUGCUUCUCCCUCUUCCGUGGCAAAGCUUUAAUGGAUGACAAUGUGAUGGCCAAGUACACUACCAAAUCCAGUCAGGCUCGACACUAUGUCCAAUAUGAUCAAGGGGAAGACCGUUGGCUGUGCACACUACUGCUCCAAAGAGGUUACCGUGUAGAAUACAGUGCUGCCUCUGAUGCCUAUACUCAUGCUCCGGAAGGAUUCUCAGAGUUCUACAACCAGCGUCGCCGAUGGGUACCCUCAACUAUGGCCAACAUUAUGGAUCUGCUGCAGGACUACAAAAAGACUAUCAAAGUUAAUGACAACAUUUCCCUACCCUACAUCUUUUACCAGACUAUGUUGAUGGGUGGUACCAUCUUGGGACCUGGAACCAUUUUCCUUAUGUUGGUGGGUGCCUUCGUGGCUGCUUUCCGCAUUGGUAAUUGGCCUUCCUUUGAGUACAACAUCAUCCCAAUCCUGCUCUUCAUGGUUGCCUGCUUCACUCUCAAGUCAAAUAUCCAGAUCACAAUAGCCUAUGUGCUGACAGCAGUAUAUGCCCUAGUGAUGAUAAUCGUGCUGGUGGCCAUGUUUCUCAACUUCGCGGAAGAUGGGUGGGAUAGUCCCUCUGCUAUAUUCUUUAUAGCCACAGCUGCUUCCUUUAUAAUAACAGGACUGUUACAUCCCAAAGAAAUCAUGUGUCUUCCAGCUGGUCUAGUAUAUUACUUGCUGGUGCCUUCCAUGUACCUUCUGCUCCAGAUUUACUCAUGUUUCAACCUCAAUAAUGUGUCUUGGGGCACACGUGAGGUGUCUACCAAGCAGAAGAAAAAAACUAGAGAGGAACUGGAGGCUGAACGCAAGGCAUUAGAAGAGGCCAAGAAAAACAAAAAGAAGGAGGGCUUUCUUGGCUUCCUCCACCGAGAACAACAAAAUGAUGAUGAAGGCUCCAUAGAGUUUUCUCUGGCUGGUCUCUUCAAGAUUAUGUGCUGUGUCCACCCGAAGCCCAGUGAUGAGCGUCAACAGUUGGCUAGCAUUGCAAACUCACUUGACAUCCUAAAGAAGCGAUUUGAGACCAUUGAAGCACACAUGGGUAUUGUUCCAAGUGGCCGCCGCCGUUCCACCAUGCAGCCUCGUGUCUCUCUACGCGGUGACAAUGCAUCUAUGGUCAACGAAAAUAUAAUUGAUGACUACAGUGACAGUGAAAGUGAAAAGUCUGGCCCCAAGGAAGAGCGAGAUGAUCUGGUUAAUCCUUACUGGAUUGAGGAUAAGGCCCUCAAGCGUGGAGAGGUGGACUACAUGCCAGGGGCUGAGGUGCAAUUCUUCAAAGAUCUUAUCGAGAAAUACCUCUACCCACUCCUCAAGAAUCCUCAAGAGCAGAAACAAGCAGAGAUCGAGUUAAAGGAACUGAGAAACAAAUCAUUCUUCGGUUUCUUCAUGCUCAACGCGCUCUUUGUGCUCAUUGUAUUCCUUCUUCAACUGAACAAAGAUGACCUUCACAUCGACUGGCCUCUCGGCAUCAGAGAAAACAUCACAAUUAUCCCAGAGACACAGGAGGUCCUCAUCAGCCAGGAACACCUUCAGCUGGAACCUAUUGGUCUAGUGUUUGUGUUCUUCUUUGCCCUCAUUCUUAUCAUUCAGUUUGUUGCCAUGUUGUUCCAUCGCUUUGGCACCAUCUCCCACAUCUUGGCCUCCACUGAACUCACCUGUUGCAACAAGAAGGCCGAGGACACUACCGAGGAUGCUUUCAUUCAGAAGAAUGCAGUAGACAUAGUAAGACAGCUCCAGAAACUGAAAGGAAUUGAUGGUGAUUAUGACAGUGACAGUGUGCAGGAUGGCCAGCUGGGUCGCCGAAAGACCAUUCACAACCUGGAGCGACAGCGUAAUAAGAAACAAGCCAUUGGAACUCUGGAUGUUGCCUUCAAGAAACGAUUCUUCAGCAUCUCAGCAGAAGCUGCUGAAAAUGGCAUGGAAACUGAGACUCCAGUACUUGGCAAUAUGCGUCGGCUGAGUAUGCGUAGAGAGACCAUGAAGGCAUUGGCUGAAAGACGAGAAACUGUUGUCCAAGAAAGGCGGAUGUCCAAGAUGCAGACAAUGGGUGCAAAGAAGCCCCGCACUAGGACAUCCAUUGCCUCUGAUGCCGACCACCAGCGAGUAUUUACACCAAAUGGAGGCAGUGUGAAUGAUGCCUACGAGUCUGACAUGGACCACUAUGGUCCCCCACCCUCUAUUAGAAGUGGCACACGAUACAGGACCACAGAAGAGAAUGUUUUAUACAAGCCAUAGAAAGAAAUGCUAAUAGUGUCAUCUUAUUUUAUAUAUUACAUGAUUAUUAGGAUUAUGGUAAUAUAAUAAACUAUUUGAAUAAAUGGAAUUCAUUGAAAAAUUAAGUCAUAAUUCCUUUACUUCAAAAUGAGUGUUGUAUUGUGCAAUUAUUAGGCCAUUAAAGUGCCUACAUUAGCAGUUAAUUGAAGUAAUUGUUAUGGCCUUUAAAAUAUAUAAGCACCAUAUCACUUGAGCUCUUGGAGGAAAGGAGGCAUCAGAGCUGUAAGCAGAUAUAAUAUGAUGAAUGGCUAGCUCAGUGAGUGUUCUUAAAUGUGUCAGAAGCCCAGCUUUGCUCUAUGUUCACAUUUCAAGACAUGCCAAUGAUUGAUUGAUUGGUCAUCUUAUUCUUUCCAAGUGAUUUUCUUAUAUCAUUGUAGGGUUUCACCCUUACAGGUAUACAUGAUGUUGUUGCUGCAUUGUGAGGCUGGAGAGAUGUACUGUUUGUUGUGAGGAAGGAAAUGCCAUUUCUUUGCUAUGUAUAAUCUAGAUGAGCCACUGUCUCCCUUAGAUUUCCUUUUCCUUUUGUUAUAUCUAAUUCAGCUUUAUGUUUAAGUUGCCAACAAAAUAAAAUGUUUGCUUCAAAUUCCAUACACACACCAUUUAACAUUCUCAUGACAUUUAUUGAUAAUUGAUAAGAGUUUGGCCAUCCAUACAAAUACUACUAUAUGCUUUUGUAGUUAGUAAUGCAUUCCUGGACCUGCUGAUUCUAUUGAACUGCUGCAGCCUCUCCCUGGCCACAUCACCUCCUCCUCAUAUACUUUUGCUCUCUUCAUCAUAAUACUGUGUUAUAUUGUAAAAUACUGUAUAAACAAUAAAUAUUUACAAUUUGUUAACA
Portunus trituberculatus (swimming crab) is the source of this 5816-nucleotide messenger RNA. RefSeq names its product chitin synthase chs-2-like (gene kkv). Gene Ontology annotation, cellular component: cell periphery; cell septum. The record is from RefSeq and is a predicted model, not a curated record. Gene Ontology annotation, molecular function: chitin synthase activity. The coding region runs from base 212 to 4942 and encodes 1576 amino acids. The transcript is spliced from 26 exons. NCBI's taxonomy places the organism in Eukaryota, Metazoa, Arthropoda, Malacostraca, Decapoda, Portunidae.